Molecule: messenger RNA, 660 nt
Organism: Vanderwaltozyma polyspora DSM 70294
Lineage: Eukaryota; Fungi; Ascomycota; Saccharomycetes; Saccharomycetales; Saccharomycetaceae
Gene: FSH2
Product: putative serine hydrolase
Exons: 1
Coding region: 1-660 (219 amino acids)
Cellular component (GO): cytoplasm; nucleus
Source: RefSeq, a predicted model, not a curated record
AUGGUGAAAAGGGUUCUUAUGUUGCAUGGACUGGCGCAGUCGGGGGAAUAUUUUGCAUCCAAGACUAAAGGUUUUAGAACCGAGUUAGAGAAAGAAGGUUAUGAAUUGAGUUAUGCUACUGCUCCCAAGGAAUUUUUGCCAGCUGAUAUACCUGAUAGUUAUAGUGAAGUCUUAGAGGGUUCAUUAGGGGUUGUUUUAGCUUGGAUCGAGAAUGAUCUGGUUAAUAAUAGUUAUUUCUUGCCUAAGGAGACUAUUGAUUAUUUACAUGAUUAUGUGUUGGAUAAUGGUCCAUUUCAUGGUAUCGUUGGGUUUAGCCAAGGUGCUGGUGUGGCUGGGUAUCUGAUGACCGAUUUCAAUGGGUUGCUGGGAUUAUCUGUUGAAGAACAACCGCCUUUGAAGUUCUUCAUUGCAUUUAGUGGAUUUAGAUUCCGUCCUGAAAUUUACCAAGAACAAUAUGAUAAACAUCCAAUUACUGUACCUUCAUUACAUGUUCAAGGUGAACUUGAUACUAUAACUGAGUUCGAUAAAGUAGAAGGUCUUUACAACUCUUGUUCUCAGGGGACAAGAACUUUAAUUAGACAUCCUGGUGGACAUUACGUUCCAAAUUCCAAAGGGUUCAGUAAAAAAGUUAUAAAUUGGUUACAUCAAGUGGACAAUUGA